Molecule: messenger RNA, 2490 nt
Organism: Trypanosoma rangeli
Lineage: Eukaryota; Euglenozoa; Kinetoplastea; Trypanosomatida; Trypanosomatidae
Exons: 1
Coding region: 1-2490 (829 amino acids)
Source: RefSeq, a predicted model, not a curated record
AUGGAGACGACGUUGCGCACGCUUUGCAUCAUCCCGCAUGAGGCCCGUGACGAUGAAUUUUUUGACGCCGUCUUCGAAGACGGGGUGCGUGCGUUCUCUCAGGGGCGUUUGCACUCCCUUUUUUUUUCACACGUCUUGAGUCCGGCGCACGACAUUGCCGGCCACGUUGUAGGGCCCCUGCUGAAUAAAGUGCGCCAAGGCGGUAGCGCCGCUCUCAUCGUGGCGCUACCGGAGGAUGAAACAAACGGGGUUAGCGCGGACAGUGCUGGCGCUACAUCGGGUGAAAAGUUAGGGGUUUCUCUUGAGCUUUACACACAUUUGUUGCCACUGCUGUUCCGUAGCGCCGAGCGCUGCUGCUUUGCUCGGGUUUCUGCCAUCACCUUUAGCGUGAAGGAAAAAAAGCUGCACGACCUAUUACAACGUUGUGAGGUGCGUAGCGAAAGGGAUGUGCAGUAUCAAUUGAUAGAGCGUGAGGGAUCGUCCUCAAAGUGGGGUGCGAUUGUGAAUCUGCUGCAUGAUCGACAUGCACAGUUGGAGCAGGGUGGCAUACUGCCACUAGAGUCUAUGGUGGUAGUGCGGGUAGAUCUUGAGGGGUACGGCACGGUUGUGCUCGCGGAGGUGGGCUGUGGGCAGAAAACACUGGAUCAACUGACGUUGUUUCUUCGCAGCGGCGGGGUGUGUGGUUCCAAGACGUAUCCGCCACGGGGUCUUCUCUCCUGCAGCCUACGAGACAUGGCACCACCAGCAGCGUUGGUGCAUGUUGUGGGAAUUCCGGAUCCCCCCUUGGCGCCUCGCAGCUCGAUGCGGCUUCUUCGAUUUAUGUCUUCAAUGUCUCAUGCACCUGCGGCAGAGCCGACGGAGGUCUCUUUGCAGACCCACGGCGCACCACAGCAGCGGAAACCGCAACAGGGUGAUACCACCCGCUUGUCACCGGUGUAUCCCUCCCCUGUUGAGGCAGCGGAUGAGAAGCCGGUGGUUGCGGCUGCUGCGGGUGCUUCUCGGAAGCCGGUUCACCCCUACGCCUGGAUGGGGGAGCUUUUUGUUGACCCCUCACAGUGUGCGCAUGCGCUGUCGCAUCGACAGUCUGCCACGAGUGCCCCCACGUGGGACUGGGGUACCACUCGUCCUGAGCAGCCGUGCAGUGGCAUCGCACGAGCCACGUCAUCGUGCGCCACAGCAACCCCCGUGAAAGGCGCGCUCGUUGAAGAAGACGUGCCGCGGGUGUCACGAGAACAGACGCUUGUAGACUGGACGACAACUCUGGACCGCACAAAUCGCGAACUCACAGAGGCGUUACUUGCCGCCAAGGCUGAAAUUAAGCAUUCGCAGGGAUUGCAGCAGUCUUUUCAAGAAGCUCUACGGCAAAAGCAAGACACAAUCCUUUCUCUGACAGCAUCUAGCGAAAAGAUGAGGCAGGACAACGUAGAUUACGCGAAAUUGGUCCCAAGGCUCCUCCGCAAGAUUAAAGGACUCGAGAAGGAGAAGGACACGCUACAACAAACUUUAAAAGGACGGGAUAGCCAAGGUAGCGAACUGCAGGAAAACAACCGUCGUCUUCAGGCGGAGCUGCAACGGCUACAACGAGAGAUGAAAUGCAUAACAAAAAAAGAAACGCAGCGUCUUAGAGAGCAAGCCCUGAUUCGUAUUGGGACGAGUAACGGGGUGAAGCGGACCGCCGAAAAGGUUAGUGGCAGAGCCACUUCCCCGAAGCGUGUUCGCAGCGUGGCAGUGUCACCUAUGCCCAACGCCAGUGGACGAUCCACGAGCGGAGGCGCGGCGGAAAAGGAGGGAGAGAGUGGAUCAACACUUCUUGGCGCGAUUGAGGAGUUACGGCGGCGUAAUAUGGCACUGGAAGCAGAAGUGCAAACACUCCGACGGGAGAGAACUGCCACGGAUGGUCAUAUAGAGGACCACGCAAAGGGAGCAGCGGCGGAAGCUGGCGAGCAGCGGGUGAUGUUUACUGCCUGUGAGACAAUGCGGGACCAACUUUGUCGUCUCACGGAGGAACUUCAUCGCACUUACGAGGAAAAUGAGCGGCUACGGCGUCUAGUAACGGAUCGGUCUCUUGUUUCCUCGUACUCGCCUGCAACAGUACGGGAUGACGUUGUGUCGGUGGUUGCUGCCUCACUGAUGGCUGGGUGUGAGUCGCUCUGCGCUCAACUAAAACACAUGGAGGCGGAGGUUCGUCGCAAAGAAACUAAAGGCGUAACUCAAACUUUGACGGGCUGUGUUUUCCGCGAGCACGUGGAGGCGGUGACGGCACUGGAGGCGGCGGUGCGGGACAUCGAUGGCCGACGGUAUCGUGGGGCAGAGAGUUACGAGUCUAUCGUGCCGGCGAGCGCCACCGCCGCAGAUGCAGAGCACUUUUCAAAUCUAUUGUCUUUUGAAUUGGAGCGUGAAACCCAUUUGCGUGCGUUUGUGCCAACCUUUGCGCAGCUUUCUGUGGCGACAGAACAUCUCAAAAUGCGUGUUUUUCCCUCAGAUGGUUAA